AUGCCGUGCCGGCGAUUCCGCGGCGCGCGCCUUAAAUCGGUGGCGACGCUCUGUGCAGACCCAUCCGGGCAGCGUUCAUUUUUGGAGCGAGGCAGGAGGCUGAUAGAGGCGGCUAAGGAGGGGGCGGUGGAGGAGGUGCGGGCGUUGCUGGCGGCUGGGGCGGACGUGGGGGCGAGGGACGAGGAAUUCGGGGAGACCGCCCUGCACUGGGCUGCAUGGAGAGGCCACGCGGCUGUGGUGCGGCUGCUGCUCUCUGCGGCGUCCGACCACAACGCCAGGGAUCAGGGGGGGCAGACGCCGCUGCACUGGGCGGCACAGAGUGGCCACGCAGAAGCUGCGGCUGCGUUGCUGCAGGCCGGAGCCGACAUGGGGGCGAGGACCGAUAAGGGGAACACCCCCCUGGACAUCGCCACGCUGUGCAACCAUCAGCAGCUCGUCGAGAUGCUAACAGAACGUUGA
Molecule: messenger RNA, 459 nt
Organism: Schistocerca serialis cubense
Lineage: Eukaryota; Metazoa; Arthropoda; Insecta; Orthoptera; Acrididae
Product: ankyrin repeat domain-containing protein 65-like
Exons: 2
Coding region: 1-459 (152 amino acids)
Cellular component (GO): nucleus; cytoplasm
Molecular function (GO): protein binding
Source: RefSeq, a predicted model, not a curated record